GGGCGCGGCCGCAGUUCGGGCCCGGUCGGCGCCGCUCGGGUUAUUACGUCACCGCAGGGGCAGGGCCCCGCCUUAUGACGUCACGGCCGCCCCCGCCCCCCCACGCAUGGCGGCGGAGGAGGGGAAGUUGUUCGUGGGGGGUCUCAACUACGACACGGACGAGCAGGGCCUGGAGCAGCACUUCAGCUCCUUCGGGCCCAUCUCCGAGGUGGUGGUGGUGAAGGACAGGGAGACCCAAAGGUCCCGAGGUUUCGGUUUCGUCACCUUCACCAACCCCGAGCACGCCAGCGACGCCAUGCAGGCCAUGAACGGCGAGUGCCUGGACGGGCGGCAGAUCCGGGUGGAUCACGCCGGGAAAUCGCCCCGAGGAGCCCGGGGGGGCUACGGGGGCAACCGGGGCCGGGGCCGCGGCUACGGGAGAGGAGGAGGCGACCGAGGCUACGGCGGCCGCUACGACGGGCGCAGCGGGGGGGGUGGGCCACGCCCGGCCUGGCCCCUUUAA
Messenger RNA from Pseudopodoces humilis (Tibetan ground-tit), 502 nucleotides. The record is from RefSeq and is a predicted model, not a curated record. Lineage: Eukaryota; Metazoa; Chordata; Aves; Passeriformes; Paridae.